Mycetomoellerius zeteki is the source of this 2091-nucleotide messenger RNA. Its product is annotated as transmembrane protein C9orf91 homolog. Lineage: Eukaryota; Metazoa; Arthropoda; Insecta; Hymenoptera; Formicidae. The transcript has 7 exons. The record is from RefSeq and is a predicted model, not a curated record. Bases 391 to 1842 code for a protein of 483 amino acids.
UCCUUUUCUUUCUGGCUCGCACACGAUUCUCCGUUUUUCUCUCCCUUUCCUCGUCGCGGACGGUCCAACACGCGCGAGAUCUCCCGUUUAGGACACUCGGAGAUCCAUCGCGCGAAACCUGAUGCACCCGAUCGACCGGGGAUUUCCGUGUUCCACGAGUAUCUUGCAAGUUCGAGGACGAUCGUCCCGAUUGGGAUCGCUUAUCGAUAUCCUUGUGACGGAACAUGAAAUGUUCCACGUGAGAGUGACAGUCUCGAGUCUCGCGUCUUGGGAUUCCAUAUCCGGGGACACUCCCUUUUAACGAAAUCGGCGGUGCCUACGUGCCGACGAGCGCCGACGAGUGCCGAUUAAACGCACCGCUAAUGAGCUAGCGAGGCCGAAAAUUAGAUCAUGAGUUCCGGAGAUACAACUGAUACAACUGACAAUGCGGCGGCAGCUGAUUCCUUCAGUGUAGCUGCACAUAUAACUGACAAUGCGGCGACGGCAGCUGAUUCCUUUGGUGUAACUGCGCAAACGAAUUGGGUCCAAUUUGAGGAGGAGACAGAUUCGAAAGAAGCUACCAAUGUCGAAAGAAAAGCCGGCAACAGUAACGCGCCUGCCGUAAUAAAGCCCGAGUCGGUUACUGUACAGGUCGACAAAAUCAGCAAAAGUAUUGACCCACCUGAUAUUAAUAAUAAGAAAACCAAUGAGUAUAGAGGUGCUGUGAUAGCAACCGAAUCCGUCCAGAUUAACUUAGAUAGAUCAGGUUUAAGUCGUUCUAUCACGUCCGAGACUCCGGAUCUUAAAUUACCGUCUGACGUUCGAGCGUCAGAAGUCAAGAGCGCUUCUUUGAAGACCAUUGACCUGAGGGAUGUGUCCAAUGGAAGAAAUGCACCGAGUAACGUUAUCAGUACGUCGAUUGGAAACAUCAGGCAGGGUUUUGCCAAUGGCGAUACCAUAGUUACUCUUCUGCCGGUAAAUACAAAGUGGCCAUGGAUUACUCCGGCCAGAUUCAGACCGGAAUUGGUACCGGAGGAAUUGAUGGCACAAGGAUUAACCCUUACAGUGGAAGAUUAUGUUCACAUAAUGGAAUUACUUGUGAAUGAUGUACGCUUUAAUAUGUAUAACAUAUGCUACAAGAGGAUCCUCGUCCUUUGGAUAUUUACCGCCUUCGUUGUGCUGCUUGGUUUAUUGUUCUCCGGCGUGACUGGCCUCACUUUGUUUGGACUGGGUGUUAUGUGGUUAAUCCUGAACGCAGCUGCAAUAUUUUUCUGCAUGUUUAUCAAGAUAAAGCUCAAUCAUAACCUUGAGAAAUGUAUGGCUCAAGUUAACAAACAUUUAUUAAGACAUAAAAUAUUAUUGGGAUUGGAUGAUAGAGGGAAAAUCUCCUGCCACAAAGUUAAUCUGUGUUUCAUAUACUUUGAUACUACGGAUUGCGUUAAAAAGCUGCAGGAAGUAAUAGAACGGGAAGAACGCGAAGGUAGAAUAAUUGGUGGCGAUGAUGCAAACGAUAUAAAUCGGCAACGAGAAUUACAGCAGCGUAUGGACAUUGAUGACAGUGACAUUGUUAUACAAGGCAGCACCACUACAAGAAUCUCUCGUAAACAGGAACGGGCGGAGUUGCUGUUGCUGAGGUAUGCGUCUCGAUGGGCACGUCACUUCGUGCGUCGCAGACUUGAUCUGGUUAUAGACUCGCAGGAACGUGAUAGAGGCGUUAUGGGUCUGUCUGUUCCACCGCGCCAUUGUGUCUCCGCCCGUUGUCCUUGUCAAUUCAUUGAGGACCAUCUCAAACACAAGCCGAGAGCCGGACGGAAGAUGAUGAAUCUCAAUAUAUUACCUCAUCCGCAUAUCAUCAGCACGUAAUAAUAAUUUCUAAUAUUAUGGUAUCCACCAGGAUUUACGUGGUGUGCCUACCUUAGUGAACCUGUGAACCGAUUUGACAUGGUACCAAGUUUUUCCCAUUAAAUAGUUUCUGUCUUUACAGAUCGUGUUGAUACAAUAUCGUUCGAAUAUAUAGACAGAUGAGCUAUAUAUCAAAAUAAGUUAUAUGUACAAAGAAAGCUAUUUACGCGUUAAUUUAAUUAUAUAUCUUUUAUUCGCGCAUUUGUUUAG